AUGAGAAUAUUCUCUUCUAUGCUCCUUUUCGGAGUGUUUUUUACGUCUUCUCUAGCGGCUGGAACUUAUGCCUUACAUAAAACAUGCACUGAUGAGUAUCCACGUCUACGGUACAUACUCUUAGAAGCUCAGGGUAUGGCUCGGUUAGCCACAGAAAGCAUAGAAAACUGGGAUGAAAUGUCGGAUGAGCUUAAGCAUGGCUUUGAGUUCAUUUUCGAGAGACGAAGUUUUAAUGAUGGCAUCCAAGAUGAGGAGAGUAAAGAGGAGGAAAGUCCAGGACCUCGCGUAACCGAAACCCCGCGGAUGUUUAGAACAAUGGUAUCACAGAUUUUUAAACGUGUCGACGAUUUUCAGGAAACUGAUUGGGAGUCGGGAGAGAUUCAUAUAUACUGCAACGAGGAUCGAUGGAGGGAACUACAGGACGAUGAACAGUACGAUGAUAGGAUAAGGCGACAUUUUCCCAAUGGCAGCAUCCCGGUCAACCUACGCAACUCUAACCGUCUACCUAAUGAUCGGCUCUGGAUUGAUCGUGAGAACGGUUAUUGGCACAGGGGUCCACCAGAGUGCUCCCAUAGUAGCACCCUUUUUGGAAGAUACGAGGACACACCGUCUAGGGGCCCAUACGGGAUCACCAUAACAUGGUGCGCAAAAAAUUGGCCCCACGGCCAACGAUUUCUCAUUGAUCUCCUUUUGGAACAGGAAGAUUUCUCUACUACUACGAUUGAUAACAUACUUUCACAGCAUUUAAGUCCUGUGUUCUUAUAUGGGCUACUACUUACGCCGCGAUUUGACCUACGUGAAAUGACUGCUGGCUGGGCAGGUAGUAAAAGGUUAUCGGCGGAAGAGGCCCUUAUCAAUAUUGGAAGCCAUGUAUUAUUUGGUCUUUUGUCCUUUUUGAACGAGUUACAUGUUUUUAUUGAUGAAAAGCAUGCCAGACUAGGGUAUCUAGUGGAAAAACAUGAUUAG
Messenger RNA from Pseudovirgaria hyperparasitica, 966 nucleotides. RefSeq lists its product as uncharacterized. NCBI's taxonomy places the organism in Eukaryota, Fungi, Ascomycota, Dothideomycetes, Acrospermales, Acrospermaceae. The transcript is spliced from 3 exons. Bases 1 to 966 code for a protein of 321 amino acids. The record is from RefSeq and is a predicted model, not a curated record.